Salvia miltiorrhiza (redroot sage) is the source of this 1521-nucleotide messenger RNA. RefSeq lists its product as uncharacterized. The record is from RefSeq and is a predicted model, not a curated record. NCBI's taxonomy places the organism in Eukaryota, Viridiplantae, Streptophyta, Magnoliopsida, Lamiales, Lamiaceae. The coding region runs from base 225 to 1334 and encodes 369 amino acids. The transcript has a single exon.
AAGCUUUCUUUCGAAAGGAAAUCGCCCUUUUUUCUUUGCAUUGUCUGUCGCUAGUUAGUUAUAUUACAUGAUCAAUCUAUCUUCCCUUUAUUCACGCCGCAUUCACUACUUCCAUCACUACACUUCCCAAUCAACAAGAUUCCUUCUUCUUCUUGGUCUUCUUCUUCCCCAUUUCUUCACCAUCUCCCAUUUUUCUAUUACCCUCUCUCCCUAGACUUGGAGAAAUGUCUGAGCUGUGCAGCUCCAAGUGUCAUUUUUCUAGUCUGAUCAUCUCUGACUUGAUCCUCCUCUGCUCCUUCAUUCUCUCUCAUCCCCUCUACUUCUCCUACUUCAUCUUCUUCUCCCCUUACCUCUUCACCCUCAUCUCCUUUCUCUCUCCUCUCUUCCUCACCACUUCCCUCCUCUUCCUCGCCUUCCUCGUCCACACCCAAACCCGCUUCACUUCCAUCCUUGAAAGCUUGCAGUUCAAUAAAUUAGAUCAUCCCAAUGAAGAAGAGCCCCAGCGCUACGACGACCUCGGAAUCUACGAUAUCCUCUUCUGCCCUCCUUCAAUGGCGGCGGUGACAGAAGAAACCCCAUCCCCAUCCCAAAUCUCCGACCAAACCCCCCCAAAAGAUCAAAUUUUGGAGCUGAAUUCGUUGCCGGGCCCGGACGAGGAAGCUCCCAUCGCCGUCACCGGAAAAUUCGAGGAUUCCGGCGAAGAAAAGGUGUCCGAAACUCCUCCUUGCGGCGGCGUCGUGAUGGAGGAGAAGAGGCUGGAGAAUUUCUUGAAGAUUCUCGACGAGUUCGAGCGAUUGGCAUCGAAUGCUGAAGAGAAGAAGCAGCCACUGCCACGCAGCGCGAAAUCCGAUAAAGCCGUGGAAAAGCAGAAGUCACUGUUCGUCAAUGGAUCCGAGGCAGCAGCAUGUGUUAAUAAUAAUAGUAAUAGAAUUGGUUCGAAAUCGCAGUCUCAUGAUCAACAGUCUCUCUCUAGCUACGGGUCGAUGAGGAGAGAGAGAGAGUGGAAGAGGACGCUGGCGUGCAAGCUGUUCGAGGAUAGGCACAACGGCGGCGGCGGAGAAGGGAUGGACUCGCUGUGGGAGGCGUACGAGGUGGAGUCGAGCAAGACAAGUAGGAAGAGAGAGAAGAUAGAAGUGGAGAUGGAGGAAGACGAUGAGGUUGGAGGGAAUCUCUGCUGCUUGCAGGCGCUCAAGAUGUCGGCGGGGAAGAUGAAUCUCGGCGUCGGAAGGCCUAAUCUUCUCAAGAUUUCAAAGGCUAUCAAAGGGAUCGGAUGGUUGCAUAGUCGUACCAAAAAUAGCAAGAAGGUGCAUAACAAUGGUGAUCAUAGAUAUUAGAUACUACUCCUUUUUUGUCUCUUCAUUCUCUACUCUUUGUGUUUCUUUAAAUUUGCUUUAACUGGUAAAUAUAUUUUCUAGUAGGUGUUUGUGUUUUCUUCAUCUUCCUUUUAUAAUUUUUUUUUAAUGAUUUUAAGGUUACCAAAUAAUGUACUCCAAUAUAUCUCUAUCUCGUUUAGUUUCUGUG